AUGGCCGCGGCGGCGAAUCCUAGGGUCACGGGCGCGGCUCCCGCGCCCCUGCUGCUCCCUCCACGCCUCCUCCGUUGCGCGGCCGGAGGGAACCGGGGCCGGCGUGGGACGUUGCUCGCCGCCGCCCUCCGAGGCGUGCGGUCGGGAACUGGGCCACCGACAGGGCCACAGCGCGGAGCAGCGCUGUUGGCGGGAGUGCCCUGGGCGACCGCGGCACGGAGACGGCGCCGUCCGGCCACCAGUUUGGCCGGCGAAGGAGCUCUGCCCGCGCCGGCGCUCGCCCUGACGCCUUCCGCGCGGCGGCCUCUUCUUCCACUCCGCCAUAGAUUCUUGUGUUGUACCAAUGCGGCAGCCUCGAGCGGCGGCGAGCCCUCGCCUUCGACUAAUGGCGGCAAUAACCUGUUGGCCCCACUCGUCGAGCUGUGGCAACGGACGGUGCAACCGCUAGGGGAUUAUGGAUUCGGGAAGCGCAGCGUGUGGGAAGGCGGUGUGGGACUCUUCAUGGUCUCCGGGGCGGUCCUGCUGGCGCUCGCGCUUGCGUGGCUCCGGGGUUUCCAGCUGCGGUCGCGGUUCCGCAAGUAUAAUGCCGUGUUCGAGUUCAGCCAGGCGUGCGGGAUUUGCGUGGGCACGCCCCUCAGGAUACGCGGGGUCACCGUUGGGAACGUCGUCCGUGUCGACUCUUCGCUCAAGAGUAUUGAUGCAUAUGUUGAGGUUGAAGAUGAUAAAAUUAUUGUGCCCCGUAAUUCAUUGGUUGAGGUGAAUCAAUCUGGUCUCUUAAUGGAGACAAUGAUUGACAUUACACCAAAAGAUCCACUCCCUACACCUUCAGUUGGUCCACUUGACGCAGACUGUUCCAAAGAAGGCUUAAUCCUUUGUGACAAAGAGAGAAUGAAAGGACAUCAAGGAGUAAGCUUAGAUGCACUGGUUGGUAUAUUUACCCGUUUAGGAAGAGACAUGGAGGAAAUUGGUGUUCAAAAAAGCUUCAAGUUGGCAGAAAAGGUUGCAUCUAUAAUGGAAGAAGCACAACCUCUCCUUUCACGGAUUGAAGCAUUAGCUGAAGAAGUUCAACCUUUGCUCUCGGAGGUGCGUGAGAGUGAUCUGGUGAAGGAUGUGGAAACCAUAGCUAAAGGUCUGGCUGAGGCAUCCGGCGAUUUAAGAAGGUUGAAGUCUUCCAUGCUUACCCCUGAGAACAGUGAUCUAAUCAAGCAGUCUAUUUUCACCCUUAUAUUUACUUUGAAGAACAUUGAGAGCAUCAGCUCAGACAUCUCUGGUUUCACUGGCGAUGAGGCGACACGACAGAACAUCAAGCUGCUGAUUAAGUCACUUAGCAGACUAUUGUGA
Messenger RNA from Triticum turgidum subsp. durum (durum wheat), 1341 nucleotides. NCBI's taxonomy places the organism in Eukaryota, Viridiplantae, Streptophyta, Magnoliopsida, Poales, Poaceae. The record is from the annotation of a GenBank genome assembly.